GUCAGUAGCCAGAUAACUGGAAGUCAGAGGGCAACAGAUAGCAGGAAAGUUAUACUUAUUUCUUUGUUCAUUGCCAUUUUGCCAAAAACGUUUCCCUUUUAAUGUUAUUCUAUGUCCAAUUAUCAUACAUACUGUGUAUUAUUGAAUGAUUAAUUAUAGUGAGAUAACGAGGGAUUACAUUACUUUCGCAAUGCUAAUUCAAUUAACCAUUAACGUUAGCAUUAGCUUGCGGCGAUUUGCUAUCGAUAAAGAUAUAAAUAACACAUUUCCAUGUUAUUCCAGUUUUACAUCGAAUCCCGAAUUGAAGAAUGAAAAGGAAACUCCAGCUAUGGGACGCCACACAAGUUUAACAAUGGCGGAAAAACUACUAACUGCAAACAAAGACAAACAAUAAGUGUAGGAAGAUGCCUUCCAGACUACCAAAGCCACGUCGUCAAAUGUUACACCUGCAACUUUAUCUGCGAGCAUGACUGACCACACCUGUGCAUUUUUCAAAUGGAUGCACGCAGUGGAUUUGUGAGCAUCCAGGAUGACAUCGGAGGCUGCCGCUGCUGUCUCCACACCUGCAGCCCUAAGCAGUACUCCAGCCAAGAGGGACCACUACUGGCUACGCUCAUUUGUUGCUGGAGGUGUCGCAGGAUGCUGUGCCAAGAGUACAAUCGCUCCUCUAGACCGAGUAAAGAUUCUGCUUCAGGCCCAGAAUCCUCACUACAAGCACUUGGGGGUGUUUUCUACUCUAAAAGCCGUGCCAAAAAAGGAAGGCUUCCGUGGCUUGUACAAGGGUAAUGGGGCAAUGAUGGUGAGGAUAUUUCCUUAUGGCGCAAUCCAGUUCAUGGCCUUUGACAAUUAUAAAAAGUUGCUCAGUAAACAACUCGGCAUCUCUGGACACAUUCACCGCCUUAUGGCUGGAUCCAUGGCAGGUAUGACAGCGGUAAUAUGCACGUAUCCACUGGACAUGGUUCGAGCCAGACUGGCCUUCCAGGUGACUGGGGAGCACCGCUACACAGGAAUUGCCAACGCCUUCCACACCAUCUAUUUGAAGGAGGGUGGAUUCUUGGGCUUCUACAGGGGACUCACCCCAACCCUCAUUGGAAUGGCACCUUAUGCAGGUUUCUCUUUCUUCACCUUCGGGACCCUGAAAAGCCUCGGCUUGAAACAUUUCCCGGAGACGCUGGGACGGCCGUCCUCUGACAACCCCGAGGUUCUGGUUCUAAAAACCAAAGUCAACCUGCUGUGCGGAGGAGUGGCCGGCGCCAUCGCUCAGACAAUAUCGUAUCCUUUAGAUGUGGCACGUCGAAGGAUGCAGCUAGGAUCUGUGCUUCCUGAUUCGGACAAGUGUGGCUCCCUGAAAAAGACGCUGUCCUACGUCUACAAGGAGUACGGCGUCAAGAAUGGCUUGUACCGAGGCCUGUCGCUCAACUACAUCCGCUGCGUCCCCUCUCAGGCUGUGGCCUUCACCACCUACGAGUUCAUGAAGCAGCUGCUCCACCUAAACUAGAGGCCGCGUCGCUCAUCUGCCUCUUGCUGACAUUAAUUGGUAUGUCUUAAAAACCCCAAACUGAAACGCGGUCAAUCCGUUAAUGUAGUGCGAUGUGGAGGCAGGAAAAGGAAAGCAAAUAUUGUUCUUCUCUCCCCUUCAUUAGUUUUCGACAGUGCUAUUUUGAUUUAAAAGUUUCAUUUUUUUCUAUGACCUCACUCGUAACUCAAAACACUAGUAUCUCAAAUCAUGCCUGCUUAGAUUCUCAAUCAUCAUUUCAACAAACGGGCCAUUCAGUUGCCUUCGUUCAGCGUUUGCGGCUACAGUGGUACCUCUACUUACAAAAUUCAUUCUAGAAGUCUCUUCGUCAUGUGAAUUUUUCGUAAGUAGAAGCGCUUUUUACGUGGUAGCUAGCCUAAUCCGUUCGAAGCCCUUUGUACCCCGCGCCAAAAAUAAGCAAUCAAAAUACAUAAUGUAAAGAAUAAUCAAAAUGAUAUUCACUUAUCUUUGCUGCAUCAUGGGGGACGGAGGAGGAGGCAAAUGCUUGACUGCUGAGUGAAAACAUAUGUUCAAAUGGAUGCACGCACACGCCUCAAUUACACAAAAGUUUUUUUUCGGGGCCAUGCUUAAGAAAGAUGAAUAAACUUGCAGUAAAAACAAACGAAAAACUCACAAAAAAGUUGUAUUUAACCAACGUGCGCUAGCGUGUGAUUCAGUGACACUCGAGUUUCCAAGGGAAACAAAAAGCAUCAUGGGUAAAGAUUGAUCUCCCACCUAGCCAGCUCUUUCGCACCGUUAUCAAAGCAAGAUAUAGGAUGUUUACGUUUGCUCGAAUUUAUGAACUGCGAAACUAGCACCUGUUUUUAACUUUCGGAUCUUGAAUUUUCCAAAGGCUGGCUUGUACCACAAAAAAACUUGUAAGUUGAAAUACCACUGUAGUUUCUGUUUUCAUUUCUACCAUGUACAUAACAGGCAGCUGGAAACAAGCAUAAACAAACAACCGCAUUUCUAUCACCCCCCCCCCUAAAAAAAUACACAAAUUUCUUUGUAUUUUUUUUAAUGAGUUUGAUACAUUGAAAUUUAAGUGUUGGCUUUGAUUAGGGUUUACAGCUUUAUAAAUAUAAGGGGUGUAGUAAAAGUACAUUUUCCUUGUCUUACUUACAAACAGUAUGCAGUUUUUACAUUUUUUUUAAUCUGCUCUAAAAAAAAAUUCUGAGUUCUCAUUUUGCCAAACUUUGAAUGGAACAAUAUCAGAUUUUUUUUGUUGUUGUUUUCAAGCACACAGAUGUUUGUGUGCUCAUAAUCGCAUAACCACUUGCAAUUCCACAAUCACAGUACAAAUAUUCAUGCUUAUGAUUUUACUUGUUGAUGUUCAUAUUUUGAUGAAUGUAGAUCUGACAUGUCCGGAUUGGACGAUCGUCCCAAAGAAGGGAGAAAGGAGGGAAAUUUGCACUUUAACUGUUUACCUUUUUCUUCUGCUAUUUAUAAUUUCAACUAAAUGCUGCCACUGCUUACAGAAAUGAUGUGCUUUACAUUUCUAGCCGAACAUAGUCAUGUAAAUAAAAUGAUAGUCCGUGUCAGAUUAUUAUUAUUUUUUUUUAUGUAUAGCAACUUAAAAACCAUGCCUUGACGCCAAUUUUUAAUGGCAAACCCUGGAAAUUAACAUUUUUUUCUUGGCCAGUGAUAGGCCCAUAUUUUACAUUACAAAAAUCUUACAUCACAAAACAAAAAUGUCCCAAAAAUUGAUUCACGGGUUCAUUAUGUACUUUCUGCUAACUUGUGGAAGAGCAUUGAAUAAUUCUACCUGUUGCUAUGCAUUGCUGGCAUUAUUUAAAAAAAAAAAAAAAGCAUUUUCUAAGGUAAAGAGAGACCA
This is a messenger RNA of Syngnathoides biaculeatus (alligator pipefish), 3350 nucleotides long. It is a transcript of the gene slc25a16, whose product is annotated as solute carrier family 25 member 16. NCBI's taxonomy places the organism in Eukaryota, Metazoa, Chordata, Actinopteri, Syngnathiformes, Syngnathidae. The record is from RefSeq and is a predicted model, not a curated record. The coding region runs from base 530 to 1498 and encodes 322 amino acids. The transcript has 12 exons. Gene Ontology annotation, cellular component: mitochondrial inner membrane. Gene Ontology annotation, biological process: transmembrane transport.